Messenger RNA from Cryphonectria parasitica EP155, 2033 nucleotides. RefSeq names its product cleft lip and palate transmembrane 1. Bases 111 to 2033 code for a protein of 640 amino acids. The record is from RefSeq and is a predicted model, not a curated record. The transcript has 2 exons. Gene Ontology annotation, cellular component: endomembrane system; membrane. Lineage: Eukaryota; Fungi; Ascomycota; Sordariomycetes; Diaporthales; Cryphonectriaceae.
AGGACGUGUCAGUUUCAGUGUCAGUGUCAUUGUCAAUACCUUGACAAUGCCUGAAGGAAACGGAGCAGCAGGCGCAGCGCCUGCUGCGCAAGAGGAGCAAGUCUUCAAUCAUGUCGCGCCUUGUAUGGGGAGCCACCCUCUAUUUCGGUAUGCAGUUCGUUAUGAAGCAGUUCAUGCCUGCUCCGCAGCAGAGCAAGACUGUCACCGAUGCCAACGGCCAAGCGGUUCAGGUCCCCACGAACACGGGUGACGUCCCUGCCUAUGCGCUCCGACCCAACAAGCUUGACGAGGGUGCUACAUGGAAUCCUGUGCCACAAAAGAUCGCUCCCAUGUGGCCCGACGACAGCGUGGUCGACAUCAUCAUCACCCUCUCGCCGUCCAUGAAGCCCAAGCCCCUAAGAGACACGCCUGAGGAUAUGAUCGUCUUCCGAGAGACCGAGUACAGUUUGGGCAACUGGAGCGAGAAGCGCACUAUAGAUACGACCAUCACGGUGCCGGCGUCUGUUCAGAACAACGGAACUCUCUGGGGCCAUUUCUAUGUCGGCCUGCACGAACAGGGGGUCAACCUGGAUCCGACGCAGAAGCCAUACGACCCCUCCAAGGCAUACUACUUCCUCUACCCCUUCACCCAGUAUAUCCCAAAGAAAAAGGUUGCCAAGACCCGUAGUCUCCUCGAGAACAAGAAUCUUACCGAGGCUGAGGAGGCCGAGGCCGCCGAAGCUGGGUCUAUCGUCAUCGGCAACUACUAUCACCCAAACACCACCAUCUCCUUCGUCCCGGGUGCUGGCACCAUGAUGUACCCGACGACCAAUGGUGCUGCCCGCCAGUUCAUCACCCUCGAGCCUACCGGUGCCAGAGAUGGGUCUGGUCAGAACUCGUGGUACUAUCCUAUCCUGUUCGUCAAUGGCUUUUGGCAGCUCAAGAGCCACUUCAACCCGGUCAACGAGACUGUCAAGACGCUGCCGCUCCACAUUGAGCUGAACAACCUUGCCAACUGGAAGUUCCAGCUGAUGGCUUCCGUCGAGUUUGGCGGACGUGAAUCUGCACGUCAGGCCGCGUUUGGAAAUCCCGUCGCUGGGGGCGGUGAUGGUUCGGAGAUCGAGAUGGUGAAGGAGAUCUUCCUCGAUACUAAUCCGAUCCUUCUUGGUAUCACCAUUGUCGUCAGCAUUGCACACAUGCUCCUCGAGACGCUGGCCUUUGGUUCCGAUAUUGCACACUACCGCAAGAAGAAGGAUAACGUGGGCAUCUCUGUCCGGACGAUCCUGGCAAACGUCUUUAUGCAGACCAUCAUCUUCCUUUACCUGGUGGAUAACUCACAAAACACCAGCUGGAUGAUUCUGGGCACACAGGGCGUCGGCAUCGUGAUCGAGCUGUGGAAGGUUACGACCGUGGUCAACAUCAGGGUCCGCGACGCCCCGCCCGGCUCAUGGCUUCCGAAGCACAUCGUCUUCGAGGACAAGCACAAGCUCAGCGAGACGGAGCAAAAGACGCAGGAGUAUGAUGCGAUUGCCUUCAAGUACAUGUACUGGGUCGGGGUACCGCUCCUGAUCGCCUACGCAAUCUACUCGCUCGUGUACGAGGAGCACAAGUCGUGGUACUCGUUUAUCAUCACAACACUUGUGGGGUCGGUGUAUGCGUACGGAUUCCUGAUGAUGGUGCCGGCGCUUUACAUCAACUACAGGCUCAAGAGUGUGGCACAUAUGCCGGGCAAGGCCAUGAUGUACAAGUUCCUGAACACGUUCAUCGAUGACCUGUUCGCAUUUACAAUCAAGAUGCCCAUCCUGCACCGGCUGGCGACAUUCAGAGACGACAUCAUAUUCUUUGUGUAUAUAUACCAGAGGUGGGCUUACAAGAUUGACUACACUCGUGUCAAUGAGUUUGGACAGGGCGGAGACGACGAGGAGGAGGAGAAAAAGGAAGAAAAAAAGGAGGACGAUGCUAAGAAGGAGCUUCCUCCUGCGUUAUCAGAGGAGGCUUCGAGCGCAAAGACGACCGGUGCUAGCAGCAAGGGCAAAGCAACCAAGAGAAAGUAG